UCUCGCGCGCGGUCACAGCGCCAUCUUCUUGAGCUUCAGCGCGUGACACGGCAAAAAAACUUGCAGGAUAUGGCUACGAUGGGUGGGUCACUAGGUUCUCCAUCCGACGGGCCCACUCCCGUGUGUCCUCUGUGCCACGAGGAAUGCAGGAGGCCUACCCGUCUCCGAUGUGGCCACUGCUUCUGCCACGGGUGUAUCCAGGAGCUGUGGAGUGGCUCUCCGACCGGCCCUUACUAUUGCCCCGAGUGCAGGGACGAGUACGGCAAACUGCCGGCCUUCGGGAGCCGGGAGGCUGAGACUCCGCAGGGCUCCGUUGACAGGUCGCCGGGGGUUCCGCCCCGCAGCCCCACCGCCGCCCAAGCCAACUCUGAAGAUAUACAGCCUUCAUGUUCAGCCUCCCUCUCCCAUUCCAGUCCACCACACCUUGGAAAAAGAUCAUCAAGGUCUCAGAAUUCAUUCUCUCCCACAAAUUCGCCCUCCACCAGCAGUAACGCCUAUAUAAUCUGCCACUACUGCCCACCCACGGGAACACGGAGAACUGCAGUGAAGACAUGCCUGGUUUGUGGGGCCUCCAUGUGCACAGAACAUCUUCAGCCCCACUUGGAAUCACCUGUAUUCCAGAACCACACACUUGUAGCCCCCCAGGCGGACAUCUCCGUUUGGCGGUGUCAGGAGCACCAGGAAGUGAACAAGAUCUAUUGCCAGGAAUGUGCUGUUUGUGUGUGCACUGUGUGCACUGUCAUCGGGACUCAUCGCAACCACUCCUGCAUCAGUGUUACUGAUGCUGAGAGGGAGUUGAGAAAGGACUUGCAGAAGGAGAUGAAAAAAAUGCAAGAAAAGGAACAGGCAGUUCAGACCACAGUCACUGAACUCAAAGAGAAGAAACGGAGCAUCCAGGUCCUCCUGGGAAAGGCCAAGGAUGGUGUACAGCAACAGUACCGGGCAAUACGGGAGGCCUUAGAAAGAGAGGAGCAUCAGGCCCUGCAGUGUGCGUCCAGGGAGGAACAGCGAGCCGUGGGGGUCAUCGAGGCCCAGCUUGAGUGGCAGCAGGAUGUUCUACGUCUCAUCCAACAUGCUACGGGCACCUUGGAGCAUUUGUCUGAUGCCAAAGCAUCAUCUGGCAUACAGAACCAGGCCUUUGUUGCGGAAUACAGCAAGGUUAUAACAAGUCUGGACGGAAUACCAGAUCUCUCAGAGGACCUGGAAGUAGCUGAAGUGGAUGAGGUUCGAUUAGAGCAGCUGCAAGCCUGGGCAGUGAAGAGGCUGAACGCAGUGGUCUUUGGUCCACAUGACAGGGAUGCUCUCCGGCUGCUGUGUGGGGUCAUUCCAUCUCUGAAUGAAGACACUGCCCAUCCAAAACUCAUCUUGUCAGAGAACAGCAGAAAGGUGACAUAUUGUGAGGAACCCCAGCCAUACCCUGAACUCAGCACCCGCUUUAGCAUCUUCCCACAGGUGCUGGCUACACACCCUCGUGAGGGCGGCCGCAGUUACUGGGAGGUCGAGGUGAUGGGCGAGGGUCGCUGGAAAGUGGGUGUCUGCGAAGCCCGCAUCCAUCGGAAAGGGGCUGAUGAUGCCUGCCGCAUGGGCUUCAACCCUCACUCCUGGUGUUUGUAUGGUGAGAGGGAUAAAAUUGAGGCUCUGCAUGACAAAAUAGCUGUCCCCCUGCCCAACAGCCCUCUGCAGAGGGUGGGAGUGUACUUGGAUUUGGAGGAGGGCUGCUUGUCCUUCUACAGUGUCACUCAAGACGGCGCUUUCAGCUUACUCCACAGCUUCCAUCACGAGUUCACUCAGCCACUCUUCCCUGCCUUGGCCGUGUCCAAAGCUCAACUCGCCUUUUGUGACCUUUUCCCGUCAACAGCUGUGGAGUAAAUUUCGGAAGACUUCAAGUGCAUUAAAGCGUGAAGCAUCUUUUCAGAAGUGUAGCCUUUACUCUGUAUCGCGUGAUCUCUAGAGCAUCACAAUGGAACAUGCCCAAAAUGACACAGAGAAAUUAAUAAUUUAAAACUGAAUUGUGAAUAGUCUACUUCUGGAACACAUCUUGCUGCUUUGAGGUAUUUUAAUUGAUCAUUUGGAUUUAUAGUUUCUGCAAUAUGUAAUAUUGCCUUUGGCAUUUUGAGGUGAAUAUUUCUGCAUGUGUUAAACAUUUUUAAUGUUCCAAGCAAGUAACGUUAAUGUGAUGCGCCUUUCUCUUUUUCCUCCUGGGUAAUUGCUCUUCCUAAUACAUGUUGAGUCUAGGGCAGUACUUGAUGCUGUUAUCUGUUUUUAAAAGGUUUAUUUGUCUUCCAGUAUCCAGUUUUUAUUAUAAACUAAGACUGCAUUUGAAAAUUGCGCCAUGUGGCCGCGUUAGAGACUGUAAGAUGCACCGCAUUGUGUGAAUUAUGUACUCAUGCUCUCAGUUGUGGACUGACACUCUGUGGUGUUGCUUACAUUCUCACGUUUUUAAUCUUUGCAUCUUCUUUUGCACCAUUCUGUUUUAAUUUUGUAAUUAUUCAUUUAUUUAAAUGCGACUUACGGCCUUUGUCUUUCCCGAGGUAAGUUUGCUUUAUGAAGUGCUUUUUUUUAAUUUUUAAUAUUUUGUGUGUAUUGUUAUUCUAUUUUAAUGUGUUACACAACUUCUUCCUUAUACUAGGCCUCAUUUGGAUUUUUGGGGUGCACUUGGGAUGGGUUUGGAACAAACGGGAGGUUUUCCUCAUAAUAAAUAAUGGAAUGAGUCAUUUCCUUUUAAAUAUUUGGUCAGUUUUUAGGAUUGAAUUAGGACUAGAUAAUAGGAGAUAAUUGUGUUUUUUAAUUACUACAUCAUAACUGGAUAAAUUAACCUUUGUUUUACAUUUUGAGGAGCUGUGCUGUAUGCAAUGGUAACAUUUUUGCUUACUAAAACUGAGUUUAGAUAGCAGUGACUACUUCAUGUGAACUAACCACUAAACAAACAUUAGGAUUACCUUCAAUUUUUUUCAGGAUUUGAACUCGCUUAGAACCACUCACUUUUGCGUUUCUCCAGCCCAGCUCCGGUUUGCAUUAUUGAUGUGAAAAUGUACGUUCCACCUGUCUGUCUUGCGUCUUUGUUCAGAUCUCUAUGUCGCUGCGAGAAGAGCGCUCUAUAAAAAUAAAUUGAACUGAAUAAACUAAUGUAUCCUUGCUUCUUAAUAAAAACUACA
Scleropages formosus (Asian bonytongue) is the source of this 3155-nucleotide messenger RNA. RefSeq names its product tripartite motif-containing protein 14. The record is from RefSeq and is a predicted model, not a curated record. Gene Ontology annotation, molecular function: protein binding; zinc ion binding. The transcript is spliced from 8 exons. The coding region runs from base 70 to 1869 and encodes 599 amino acids. Lineage: Eukaryota; Metazoa; Chordata; Actinopteri; Osteoglossiformes; Osteoglossidae.